UUCGGGGUGGUUGGGCGAUUAGCCGUUUCCUCCGCGGUUUGUCAACUUCUGUCGGCGGUCAAACGAAACGUGAGUCGCGACAGCCGGCCGCAAGAUAGGAGGCGUUUAUUGUGAAUACCGUCGGCCAGUGAACAAGUGCUUGGCGGUGCUUUGCGCGUGCGUUGUUCCGUGAAACCGGCAUGGUGGUGUGUGUGCGUGUCUAAUGCAACCAGAACGAUUCUGACGCACGAUUUCCGUUCCUACAGUGUUCGUAGUAUUAGAACGAGUGGAUGUGUGCGCGUGUGUGUUUAACAGUGAUCAGUGUAAAGAAUCUGUUCUAGUGUGUCAGCAACAGCCAGCAACGCACGAUGGCAAUAUUUAAUUAACCCAAAUUGAGUUUGUAGACAACGAUUCCAUCCAUACUGAAGUGAUAUAGUUACCCUCUUUACGCCUCGACAGAGUGUUGGUUAGUGGUUCGCCCAGAACGCGCGCGUGUCCCCUGUCAACUGAGGCGAUUGUGAUAAGCGCCAGACAAAUUGCUGUAAUCGUUUCGUGCGAAGAGUGCGUACACUUCUAGCCGGAAGCCGGUAUUGUUUGCGAUAUUGACUUCUAGUCGCUAGUGUAGUGGACAGUAUGGCGCAGGAGGUUGAUCUGGCGGAUGAAAGUGUAACGGAGUAUGCUGCCGAUCCCAUUGAAGCACAACCGCCAACGAAAACUGCUGUCGUCAAUGGACACUACAUUGGCAACAUCCAUCGAAUGAACAGUGAGGAGUUGCUUCAUAGCAGCGUACAUCAACCAGCUGAUGAUGAGCCGAUUCCGUCGCGAAUGGGCUUCAUGGGACGUCUGUCGUACCAUGUGUCGCUGCUGAUUGGAACCUUUUUCUACCGCCUCGGUUAUUGGAUCAGUAACAAUGCGUGGAAAACCAUCGGUCUCUGCUGGUUGCUGGUGGCCCUUUGCAGUAUUGGUUUUAUUCGGUUUCACAAGGAAAAAAGUCCAAUGAAGCUAUGGAUACCGCUUGGUUCAAAGUUCCAGCAUGAUACCAACUGGAUGAUAGAGCACUUUCAGGAAGGCAACCGUAUAGAAACGGUUAUGAUUACCGCCCCGGAUGUGCUGGUCCCGGAAGUGUUGCAAACGCUAGCAACCAUCACCGAGGAGGUCGAGAAUUUCAAAUUUAAGAAUAGCAAAGGUGAAACGCAUGGUUGGACGGACGUGUGCCAUAAAGUACCAUUGAUCGCGGCCUACACGGGUGAUUCCGAUGGUGGUAGUGCGAUGAUCGCGUCCGCUAUCGAUCUGCCCUCCUUCUUGUUCUGUCCAAUCUUGGAAAAGCUGGAGAAAGGAUGCUACGGUAGUAGCCUGCUGGAGCUGUGGAAGUAUGAUCGUGAAAAGAUUAACACACUAUCGAAGGAGGAUAUCGUGGAACGUCUGAACAAAACGACUGUUAGUCCGGUGACGGGCCACACGGUAGAGUUUUCCGCCCUGUUGGGUGAUGUGCAGCGAGACUGGAGUGGUCGUAUCGUGUCGGCGGGCUCCCUGGUGACCCACUGGUACGUGCAUGUCAACUUCACAGAGGUAAACGCGGAUGUAAGCGGUAACGCAGCUGGAACCGAGGACUGGGUCACUGAGAAUGCUGCUCUUUGGGAGGAAACAUUUCUGAAGAUUGUCGCCAAGGCGAAGCGCGAACAUUCGACGAACGAAACCGACAUCUACUACGCGGCUGGCAGAAGCUAUGGAGAUAUCAGUGAGGAGUCCAUGUUCAAGGAUAUGGAUAAGUUGGUCUAUGGCGGUAUCAUUAUGUUCAUCUACAUGCAGCUGGUGCUGUCGAAGUUUAGCUGGACCGAGUUUAGGGUAAUCCUUGGCUCCAUUGGAUUAAUGAGCGUUGGAAUGGGUUUCAUCGCAGGCUGUGGUUUGGUAGCGGCCAGCGGCGUAUCAUACGGUCCAGUACACACUUCAUUGCCGUUCCUAUUGAUGGGGCUCGGUGUGGACGAUAUGUUCGUCAUGAUGGCCUGUUAUCGGAAAGUUCGAAAAGCUAACCCGGAUCUACCAUUGCCCGAGCGUAUGGGACUUAUGCUGCAGCAUGCUGGUGCUUCAAUCACCGUUACCUCGCUCACCGAUAUAGUUGCCUUUGUCGUUGGUUCGAUUACGGUCAUACCGUCGCUGCAAUCGUUCUGUAUCUACGCUGCGGCCGGCGUCUUCAUGAUGUUCUUCUUCGUCAUCACCUUCUUUGUGGCGAUCUUUACGCUGGAUGAAAUCCGUAUCGCCAGUCGACGCAACGCGUUCCUAUUGUGGAUAGUUCACGAUGAAAAAUCGACCGGACUAUGGUGCGAAUACAAUCUCAUGCAUCGGUUUAUCAACACGUUGUACUCUAAGGUACUGCUUACGACUGUCGGAAAAUCCGUAAUCAUAUUUGCGGUGAUUCUCAUGACUAGCGUCAACAUACACAAUCUGCUGCAAUUGCGUCAAAAGUUCGAUCCGAAUUGGUUCAUCCCGGAAGAGACGUACUACAACCAGUUUGUCGUGAAAACGCAUGAACACUAUCCAAACGUUGGUUUUGAAGCACUGCUCCUGUUUGGAAGUCUCAAUUAUACCGAAGAACUGCCUAAACUGAUCAACAUCUCCCAGCAGCUAGAGAACCGUACCGAUAUACUACACAGUGUCAGUUCGUGGGUUGAUGCCUUCCGGGAGUUUGUUAGUAAGCGCUAUAGUAAGGACAUUGCGGUGGAAGUGCUUAGUGAUAGCGACUUCCGGAACUAUCUGUCCAAGUUCCUAUUCAGCUACGAGGGAGGUCGGUUUCAGAUGAACAUCAAAUUUGCCGCCAAACUAAAGUGCGGAAAGCCUGCCCCGAACAUCACGGUCACAACGAUGGACUUUAAGUUCAAGCCCUUCAAGGAGCGUGAAGAAUACAUUCCAGCGAAAUACGCCGUUGAGGGCAUACUAGAACGAAGCAAUAUAAGCUCCGGGGACCAGUUCCGAACGCUGUGGGCGAAAAUUUUCGGAAACUGGGUAACGGACGAGAUCAUCGAUACGGAAAUCUAUCGAAACAUUGCGCUGGCGCUGGUCGGAGUUAUGUUCUGUUCGGUGGUGCUGAUUGUGAAUCUACAAAUUUGCUUCUGGAUAUUCAUCUGCGUUCUGUUAACUCUCGUUAAUGUGGGCGGACUGAUGCAAGUGUGGGGCCUGACUCUGGAUCUAGUUUCGUGCAUAGCACUUCAGCUGGCCGUCGGUCUGUGCGUCGAUUAUGCAGCUCAUAUCGGGCACACCUUCUUGACAAUCAACAAAGGUGAUAGAAAUUCGCGAAGCUUGGAAACGGUGCUACACAUCGGUGCGGCCGUUUUUUACGGUGGUGGCUCGACGAUCCUUUCGCUAUCGAUUUUGUCGGGUUCACAAGCGUACACGUAUAGAACGUUUUUCAAGAUCUUCCUGCUGGUGAUUGCAUACGGACUGUUUCACGGGACAAUUCUACUGCCGGUGAUACUAAGCCUGAUCGGACCCGCGCCGUACAGCGGUUCCUUGCAUAGCCUCAACACGAUCAACAACAAUCCCAGUCCCACUAAGAAAGCAGGCCCGGAUGGUACGGAAAUGAUUUCGUUUAUAGGAGACCAGUCGUACAAACUAAGUGAACCUCGUUCUUAGGACAUGCGGAAGAGAAAUGCUCACGAGAAAAGAUGAACAUAACGCACGAGAGCUUAAACUAAACAUAGGCAGUUAAUGACGCCUUAUCCUGAGGAUAACAGCGAUGUUUGCGAAGAUUUUGAAGCAGCAAUUGUGAUUGGUCGUGUGCCUUGCGAUGGAGCGAUCACUAAAUAAGAUUUUUACUUAGAAUUGUACAAAGAACGCAAGAAAAAAUAAAUGUAAAAACCGCGGU
Messenger RNA from Anopheles darlingi, 3838 nucleotides. RefSeq names its product patched domain-containing protein 3-like. The transcript is spliced from 7 exons. The record is from RefSeq and is a predicted model, not a curated record. Lineage: Eukaryota; Metazoa; Arthropoda; Insecta; Diptera; Culicidae. Gene Ontology annotation, cellular component: membrane. Bases 613 to 3606 code for a protein of 997 amino acids.